This is a messenger RNA of Trichechus manatus latirostris (Florida manatee), 1816 nucleotides long. It is a transcript of the gene CCDC17, whose product is annotated as coiled-coil domain containing 17. NCBI's taxonomy places the organism in Eukaryota, Metazoa, Chordata, Mammalia, Sirenia, Trichechidae. The transcript is spliced from 11 exons. The record is from RefSeq and is a predicted model, not a curated record.
AUGUCCUCUCCCUCUGAGGAGCCAGGGUUCCUGCCCUGUGGGGCUUGUAACAUGGUUUUCCGAUCCUGGGCCCUGUUGGCCACCCACACCCAACGCUUCUGCAUUGGCCGCUCCAGCCAGGAGGUGACACUUGGAGCACAGCCCUCAACAGCCACUGAACCAGGGUGCCCCGCGGUGCAGCGUCUGCGGCUGUCCCUGCAGGAAAUGCAACCCCGGGUAACAGAGUUCCCAAGGGGGUCAGAGGGGCCCUGGAGGCGCUCGGGUUCUGAGGCGCCGGCUCAAGGCCCCAACUCCGAUGCCUUGGGAAGCCCAGACGAGCGGCUGCGGGCGCUGCACCGGAAUCGCGCAAGGCGCGUGGCAGAGACCGAGGCCCAGGGCCGGGCCCUGGAGCGACGCGGCGAGGAACUGAGCCGGCGUCUCCAGGGUGUGGCCAGGAUCCGGGGCGGAAUAUCCCGUCUAUUUGGCCUGGAGCGGGAGAUUCGAGAACUUCGGACUGAGGCCGGACGAACGCGGGGAGUUCUAGAGGCGUUAGAAGGGCGCGUUCAACAGCUACACCCCGACACAGGGCCCCGGAUGAAAGCCUUGCAAGAGGCUGAACUAGGUUGUCCGCUGCUACAGGCCAACCCAGGGACUCUGGCUGCUGAGAUAGGGGCCCUGCGUGAGGCCUACGUACGGGGCGGGGGCCGGGACCCUGGCGUUCUGGGCCAGAUGUGGCAGCUACAAGUGGAGGCAUCGGCACUGGAGUUGUGGCGGUCGCAGGCCCGCAGGGGUAAACAGGAAGGAAGGGCAGGUGCCGCCUCCGGGGAGCUUCUGGUAGUAGAGGCCGAGAACCGGCGCCUGGAGGCAGAAAUCGUGUCCCUGCAGAUGCAGAGGGGCGCGGGCCGGACGCCCUGGGGUCCCAGGGAUCUGCCACUCCUGACCAGCCCCAGACCACGCCUGAGGGGUAGGGGAGACGCCCCACUCCUCCCACCGCCAGUGGCUCCCCCGCUGCCGCCACUUUCUUAAGUGUCCUCUGUUCCCUGACAGCCGCUGCUUUCUGGAAACAUGAUUAGGAACCUGGGGCUGGACCCACACCUUCUACCUCCAUCUGAUGUGCUGGGCCCUGCACCCUACGACCCCGGGGCCGGUCUGGUCAUUUUCUAUGACUUCCUGCGAGGCCUUGAGGCCUCUUGGAUUUGGGUGCAGCUAAUGACUGGCUUGGCCCGAGACGGACAGGAUACAGGAGGGACCAUGGUGUUGCCACCCGCCAUUUGUUUGCCCCCACCUCCAGCUCCUGGGCCCACGGGCAACUGUGCCAUCCUUGCCAGCAGGCAGCCUGUGCCCAGACUGCCACCCUCACCAUCAGUAUCCUUGAUCUGUAAGCUGCAGGCCUGGCAGGGGCUAACAUGGGCUAGGACACCUCAGCCAAAGGCCUGGGCCUCACUGGUACUAUUCAACCGGGAUCAGCGAGUGUUAAGUGGCCGUUGGCGGCUCCCACUUCGGUCCUUUCCUCUGGACUCCAGCCUUAGCCUUGGGCAACUGAAUGGGAUUCCCCAGGCAGGUGAGGCUGAGCUCUUUCUGCGGCUGGUGAAUGCGAGAGAUGCAGGUGUCCAGACACUGGCAGAGGUCAACCCAGCAAGUGCCCACGAGUACCAGUACCCACCUCCGGUGAGGGUCCAACUGGAGAUAGGGUUACCAAAGGUGUGGUCUGAAUAGCCAGCCUUUGGACUGACCACUAUAUGCCAGUCCCUACCAAAUGCUUUCUGUACAUUAACUCACAUUUCCAAAAACCAAACCUGUUGCUGUCAAGUUGAUUCUGACUCAUAGCAACCCUACA